AUAGCUCACCCAACUUAUUCAUUUGAUUUUGGGAUUCAAAUACACUGCAUUUUGUGAGGAAAAUACGCAGAGAUAGACUGCGAUGGACGUGGAUUUCAGUCUGGAUAUCGGAGGCACUGGCACUCGUCGGACGAUCCAGCAGUCGUUGAUUAGCUGCUGUGCCCAGCUGGUGAAGAUAGCCCUGAUUUUGACAUACGAAAGUGGCCAGUUUGUUCUCCGUUUGUUGGGUAAAAGUAGAACGAGCCCAGAGUUGCCCGUGAAUGGCAAGGAUAAUGGCGAUGGGGGGCGAAGGAAUCAUCGCAAGUUUCCAGCCCCCGAUCCCAGGACGAUUCGAAAUUCAGGUGGCGAUGGCGACUUCCUGCGACCUCUGCGACUGGUGAGUGUGGUGUGCGGAUUCGCCAAGGAUCAGGGGGCACACUCGCAAUACAGUCGCGGGAAAUUCGGUGAGGAUGCCUGGUUCGCGACCUCCAAUCCGCAGGCGGACACUUUGGGCGUGGCCGAUGGCGUGGGCGGUUGGCGGAGCUAUGGCGUGGAUCCCGGUGAGUUCAGCAUGUUCCUCAUGCGAUCCUGCGAGCGAUUGUCGCUCAGCAAGGGCUAUGUGCCCCAAAGACCGGACCUGCUCCUGGCCCGAGCCUACUGCGAUCUCCUCGGGCAGAAGUGCCCCGUCGUGGGCAGCUGCACCGCCUGCAUUUUGACCCUGAAUCGUGAGGAUGGCACUUUGUAUACGGCCAAUAUCGGAGAUAGUGGCUUCCUGGUGGUGCGAUCUGGUGCCGUCGUCUGUCGAUCCUUGGAGCAGCAGCACCAUUUCAACACCCCCUAUCAGUUGUCCGCUCCGCCGCCGGGUCACGAUGUCAAUGUCCUGUCCGAUGGACCCGAAUCGGCGGACACCAUUGAGUUUCCGGUGAAACCGGGCGAUGUCAUCCUCCUGGCCACCGAUGGCGUGUAUGAUAAUGUACCCGAGGGCUUCCUCGUCGAGGUGCUCACCGAAAUGUCCGGCAUUUCGGAUGCAGUGCGUCUCCAGAUGGCCGCCAAUGCGAUGGCCCUGAUGGCCCGCACAUUGAGCUUCAAUCCGGCUCACGAUUCUCCCUUCAGCCAGAAUGCCCGGAAACUCAACAUCGAUGCGUCGGGUGGCAAGCCGGAUGACAUCACCGUUCUUUUGGCCAGUGUUGUCUAGUUGCCACCUGGAGGAUCGGCAUCGGCAUCGGCAUCGGGGAUUCAAGUGGGCGGGAAAACCACGCGGGAGAAUCACCCAAUCGUUGAAUCGUUGCGAAUGGAACGGCAGCCACAGGAGAAGGCCGCUCCCUUGCAGAAUUUACUGACAAAUGCCCAAGGCAUUCCCCAUCCAUUUGUUAGUAGCAGCUGUCCGGCGGAGUUGGCCUUAAAACAAAUUCGGAAUAAAUUACCGGCCGCUUUCAACUUAUCAAUUGGAGCUGCCCCAUUUGUUCCAAAGCCCGUCAUUCGUUUACCAUGUUUUUCACCAAUCCUCGUUUUCAACUUUCCGUCAAAAACAAUGCAAUGUAUCAAAAAAAUAUUACUAAAUUGUUUCAGUGUUUCAAAGUAA
Drosophila rhopaloa is the source of this 1561-nucleotide messenger RNA. RefSeq names its product protein phosphatase PTC7 homolog. The record is from RefSeq and is a predicted model, not a curated record. The coding region runs from base 83 to 1174 and encodes 363 amino acids. The transcript has a single exon. Lineage: Eukaryota; Metazoa; Arthropoda; Insecta; Diptera; Drosophilidae.